Eimeria maxima is the source of this 2889-nucleotide messenger RNA. RefSeq lists its product as hypothetical. NCBI's taxonomy places the organism in Eukaryota, Apicomplexa, Conoidasida, Eucoccidiorida, Eimeriidae. The transcript is spliced from 8 exons. The record is from RefSeq and is a predicted model, not a curated record. Bases 1 to 2889 code for a protein of 962 amino acids.
AUGAAAAGCUUUAUAAGGAAUUACAGCAGCAGAGCAGUUCCUGUUAGAGGAACAGACCUGCUGCUGGAUGUACACCCAGAGCUAUCUACAGAAGGUGUUGCAACAGAACAAGCAGCAGCAGCAGCAACUGCUGCCAUACAACAGGCGGCCCGCCCGGUAUCAACGCCUGAAGCAGCAGCAGCGGCAGCAACAGCAGCAAGAGCAGCAGCAGCAGCAGCCUGUGCCACCAUGCAGCAGCAAGACGUUUAUAUGGUUUUGCCGCCUCUUGAUUCCUCCCCAACCAGGUUUUUGAAGGUAUUAAAUGGGCCUGAUGACCAACAGGACUACAGCAGUUUUUUGAAGGCUCCUUUGUAUGGAGCUUCUGCUGCUGCUGCAUCAGAAGAGCGACAGCAGCGAGUUGCUGCCAAGGUUAAGCCUAUCUUUACAAAGCCUGCUGCUGCUGUGUUGCAGCAAGUGCAGCAGCCUGCGCAGCAGCAGGGGCAGCAAAGGAAUAUGUGGUGGGCCCCUACUGCCCAGCACAAGCAGCAGCAGCAGCAGCAGCAGCAGCAGCAACUGCUACAGGGACGCAUUAAUUAUGAGCCUGCUGAUGGAGGCACGUACUAUUACAUCCCUAGCUCCGGCCGCCCAGUCGGUGCUCACCCGGAUGCAGCUGUGCGGCAGCAGCAGCAGCAGCAGCAGCAGCACUGGCGGCAGCAGCAGCAGCAGCAAGGCCCCAUGCACGUUCGCGUACAUAAGCAGGGAAACUGCCUAAUGUGGCUGCCGGCCCAAGACAAAUAUUUCUCCCCUUUAGAGUCUGUACGGCAGCAGCAGCAGCAGCAACUGCCGCAGCAGCACCACGAGCAGCAGCAGACAAAGAAUCUGCACAAGCACUGGAAUGCCCAGCAGCGCCAGCGGCUGCAGCAGCAGCAACAACAGCAGCAAUGGCAGCAGCAACAGAAGGAGCAGAUGCUGCAACAACUGCAGCAAAAGGAACUUAGAAGCCUCCACAUAUACUCGGACGGUCUGCAUGCAGCAGCGCAGCAGCAGCAGCAGCAGCAGCUUCAGCAUAAUUAUAGGGAAAAUCCACGUGGCUCUAGUCCUGCGGCAGCUGCAGCGCGAGCUGCUGUUGCUGCAGCAGCAGCAGCCGCCGCAGCAGCAGCUGCUGCUGCUUCUGCUGCAGAUGUUGACAGCGACAGCUGCUCUAGCCAGCGCUCCGCAGACACGGGGCCGUGCUGCGGCAUUGCUGCUGCAUUGCCUACCUUCCUGCAGCAGAAGCUGCUUAUGCUGCAGCAGCAGCAGAGGAAGCAGCAGCACCAAGUAAGGCAGCACCAGAAGCGGCGAUACAGGCAGAAGCAGAAGCAGCAGCAGCAGCAGCAGGAGCAGGAGCAGGAGGAGGACCUGGUGCUGCAUGUAGCAGAGUGGCCUCUAAAGGAUGCAAAAGAAAGGGAUGCCCCAACUGUUGAUUUGCUGCUGCAGAAGGUGCAGCAGCAGGAGCUGCUGCUGCAGCAGCAAGAGGUGAUGCUGCAGCAGCACCAAAUAAAACAGGAAAUUCUUGAGAGACAGAUACAAGCGCUGCAGCAGCGGGAACGGCUAGAGGCGCAUCACGUAGAGCAGCUGCAGCAGCUACAGCAGCAGGAGCAGGAGCAGGAGCAGCAGCAGCAGCAAGAGCCGGCAGAUGAAUCAUUGGUGGGCAGUUCCUCUCCCAAGAGCGCGGAACAGGAGCAGCAGCAGCAACAGCAAAAGAAGUACGAGCAGCAGCAGCAGCAGCAGAAGCAAGGGAUGCCGCUGCAGCAGAAGCAGCAGCAACAGGAUAGCACAACGGGCUGCGAGACCAGCGAUGUGUCGCAGAGUAUCUCAACAGGCCAUCUUCAGAGUUUAGCAGCAAGCUCCCCUGUUGAGGUUUAUUGGUUAGAUAAUGAUGACCUCAGCAUACACCCCAAGGGGGCUGGAGACUCUGGGGUGUAUAGGCAGCUAACAUGCGAUAUAUAUGAUCUAUCUGAGGACACAGGAGUGCUGCCCCUGCAGGCUGCUGCUGUUCCUGCUGCUGAUGAUCAAUGGCUGCUGCUGACUGGCUGCGGGGGCCCCACACAAAAUGCCCACAAGCAGCAGCUGCUGCAGCAAAAAAUGCAGCAGCAGCAGCUGCAGCAGCAGCAGCAGCAGCAAGAAGAAGAAGGAAACAGCCAACCAUCUGUAGAAGAGACAGAUACAGAGAUUGACACAGCAACAAAUGGCCAGCAGCAGCAGCAGCAGGAACGGAAACAGCAGCAGGAACAGCAACGGAAGCAGGAACUGCAGCAGCAGCAGCAGCAGAAGCAGCAGCAGAAACAGCAAGAAGCAAAUGGCCGCGAGAAAGGGGCGACACCAGGAAGACGCUUCACUUCUUGGCGCAGCGCAGAUAGCAUCGGGUGGUCUCGGAGAGAUAUGAAUUCUGAGGUACGACGCGCUGCUGUUGCUGCUGCUGCGGCGGCGGCUUUUGCUGCUGCUGCUACUGCUGUCUUUGCUGCUGCCUUUGCUGCUGCUGCUGCGGCAUUUGCUUCUGCCGCUGCAUGCAUCGGCAGCAGCGUUUCUGCGCAGCUGAUGUGUCUUUGUGAGGUAGGGCGGAGGUACCUUAAGAGCAUCGACCGAGUUGCUCGUUCUAUAGAGCAGCAGCAGCAGCAACAACAGCAGCAGCAGCAGGAACUGGAGCAACUGAGCGACGUGCGCGAGAGGAAGAGAAUAGCUGCAGAAGCAGCAGCAGCAGAAGCAGCAGAAGCAGCAGCAGCACAAUCAGCAGGUGCCGCAGCGGAAGAGGCAACAGCAACAAAGGCAGCAACUGCUGCAUCAGGAGUGGCAGAAACAGCAGCAGCCGUCGCUGCAGCAGCAGCAGCAGCAGCAAGGACAGAGGCGGCCGAAAGCUCUCGCAGUGUUUGA